UGUGUGUGGCCCAUGUGUUGCUCAUGUUGUGGGGACCUAGAUCAUUUUAUACAAUCACAUCAGAUGCUGUGUUGUUCAUCAGUCAUGUUUACAAAUCUUCACAGUUUUGGCUUUUACACAACCAGUUCUUAAAUGUGAAAUACUGGGGCGGCAUGUUUCAGACAUGUAGUUAACUUUCUGUUGUCCGGUGCUGUCGUGGUUUUGGACGUCAGUGAUGAGAAGCGUGAGCCCAGUCUGUUAUUGACAACAUGGAAGUGAGUGUUUGUUGUCACGGGCUCUUUAAAGCCCACCGAGCCUGGGCGAAAGUACUGGAGCUUUUUCAAGGCUUCCGAUUGGACGACGGGCUCGGUUUGUGGGCGCGUUGCUGCACCCGAUUGGCCGCGGUGUCUGUCGCUCACCGCCCCCCACCACUCUUGCUCGGAGCCGAGCGACGGUUUUUUACGAAAACACACCGACCGCAGACUGCGAACCAUUCCGGGCAGAGGGGCUGCGGGACCACCGCCGUGACAGCCGCGUUAUGGCGUUGCUAAAGUUGGACACCGGCGUUCGGCCUUGACGGGAGACGUUAGACGCGUGAAGUAGGUUUAACGGCAAUGCCCGCGGUAUCAGUAGUUAGAUAGAAACACACAUACAGAGAGAGCAGCAGCAGGAGGAGGGGGCCGAGGUGGACUCUCCCUCCCUCCCUCGGUUUGAGCCAGUCCGCCCGAUGGAGGCACACGGGACCCUCGCAGCGAGCUCCAGGCCCGGUAUGUCACCUGUGAGACGCGGCCGCCACCCCGCCGGAGGUCGUGGGUGAGGACGAGGAGGAGAAGCACCGCUCACAUCUGUCCUGAACUUUAGCCGACAACUUCUGCUCCGGAGCCCGUGUGCUACAAGAAAAAGUUCGCAGGUCAGCUCCAGCCAUGACCGUCAUAGAUAUCACUUAACCCGGAGGUCAGUCACCGCCUCAGGCAGCCGAGCACAGGUGAACCGCGCACUACUUUCACGGACUUUGACUUUUUCCUCUGCUUCAUAUUUCUCCAUCCGCGGCUCAUCCGGAUCCAGUCUUAUUGGAUUUUUUGGUUUUGUCAUCUUAUGUUUUUAUAAUUUUUAAAUCAAUCAUGUCACUCAAAGAGAAUCCCUGCCGGAAAUUUCAAGCCAACAUUUUCAACAAGAGUAAAUGCCAGAACUGCUUCAAGCCCAGAGAAUCCCAUCUGCUCAACGAUGAGGACUUCAAUCAGGCCAAACCCAUAUAUGGAGGAUGGUUGCUGCUGGCACCUGAGGGAACAAACUUUGACAAUCCCUUACACAGAUCUCGAAAAUGGCAGAGGAGGUUCUUCAUCCUCUACGAACAUGGCUUACUUCGCUAUGCUCUGGAUGAAAUGCCCAGCACUCUACCCCAGGGUACAAUCAAUAUGAACCAGUGCUGUGACGUCAUCAAUGGUGAGACGAGGACGGGCCAGAAGAACUCGCUGUGCAUCCUGACCUCUGAGAAAGAGCACUUCAUACGUGCGGAAUGUAAAGAGAUCAUCAAUGGGUGGCAGGAAGCUCUGACUGUGUACCCCAGGACCAACAAGCAGAACCAGAAGAAGAAACGAAAGGUCGAUCCCCCCACUCACCAGGGUGGAGUAACUCCAAGCCAGUGUUUUUCCACUGAAGACAUGAAUGGACACCCAUCUCUGUGUGACCUUACCUCCCAUUGUUCCCUCUCCUCCUCCUAUCCACUCCUCCCAACCCGAACUCCUACCCAGGAGCCUGGCCCGGCCAAGGUGACAGUGACCAGCAGCAGCAGCAGCGGGGGCAGCAUCUCGUGCCUGCCCAGCAGCAUUGCCAGUGCUGAGCGCGUCCCAAUGAGCCGUGCAACACUGUGGCAGGAGGACAGUCGCUGGAGCCGGGCCACCAUCCCCUGCAGCCGCAGUGCCUCCUGUCUCAGCCAGCUGAGCCAGAGCCAACGAGACUCCAGUAUCACCACUCAAGAUGAUGGUGGCACCGUGAGCACUGGACGCAAAGUACGUGUGGAGAGCGGCUACUUUUCCUUGGAAAAGACCAAGUCGGAGCCUUCUCCACAUUCUGCGCAGCACUCCCAGUCCCCACAUCCACCUCAGCACCUGCCCCUGUCCUCUUCGGCAUCAUCCUCCUCUUUAGGAGCUCCCUGUCCCAGGUACAACUCUGAGUCAGAACCUCAAUCUUCCCCCUGUCAACCCUCCCAAGACCCCCUCCCUUCUCCAGGUGCACUUGUCUCCCCCAGCUACUCCACCAUCAGUUCCUCCCAGAGCUCGCUGGACUCAGAUCCCAGCGUCACGUCGCCGACCUGGGAGGGAUGCGGUGGUGGUGUAGGGAGCACUAGUAACGUUGGUAACGGAGGAGGCAGAGUGGGCUGCUCUGGCAGGGAGUAUACAGCGUUGUCGGAUGUGCCACGGGCUCGCAGACUGAGCUACCGGGAAGCGUUCCGCUCAGAGAAAAAGCGUCAAGAGCUGAGGGCACGGACAAGGAGUCCUGGUAGAGAGGAGGUGGCCCGGCUGUUCGGGGAGGAGCGCAGGCGUCCACAAAUCAUCGGGCGGUUUGAGGAGGGUCAGCAUGUUGAGCAUAUGGACACGAGCAGCUCCAGUGAGCCCUCCUCUAACACCGCGCUAAUCCAGAGACAAGGUCGCAGCGAGAGACGCUGUCUGGCUAACAAACAUGAGAUUUCCCUGGAUGCAGGCAAAGACCGUUCAGCUCCCAGUUUGACCAGCCCCACUUUUUCCAACUUCAGAAGAGCGAAGUCACUGGACCGCAGAGUCACAGAGUCUUCAAUGACUCCAGAUCUGCUGAACUUCAAAAAAGGAUGGAUGACGAAGCUGUAUGAAGAUGGAAUGUGGAAGAAACACUGGUUUGUCCUAACAGACCAGAGUCUGAGGUACUACAAAGACUCGAUAGCUGAGGAGGCUUCUCAACUGGAUGGUGAGAUCGACCUUUCAACAUGUUACGAUGUCAAAGAGUUCCCGGUCCAGAGAAACUACGGCUUCCAAAUCCAAUGCAAAGAGGGAGCGUGCACCCUGUCAGCCAUGACCUCUGGAAUCCGUCGCAACUGGAUUCAGGCCAUUAUGAAGAAUGUGCGACCCACUAUUGCCCCCGACGUCACCCGGAAAAACAUCUCUCUGAAACUAUCCGUUCUGAAGCCCAGAUCCCUCCCCGAUGAGAAGAUUAAAGCCCAAGUGAUGUUGGAGCCAUGUCCGCAGGCCACCCCUGAGCCAAGCCCCGUUCGUGAGGCACCCAGGUCUGAUAUCCACAGACAGCCAGCUGGCAACAACGCCUCUAUCCCUCCCUCUGAGCUGCGGAAAAGCCGAGUUCGUGAACGCAGACCAGAGGGCCGCUCUAAGACUUAUGACUGGUCUGAGUUCAAGAUGGAGGAGACAGAAAAGCCUGUGAAGGAACGAGCUGACACUGUCGAUCUCAGCUCAUCGUUCUCCACAACAUCCUCUUAUUGCUCUCCCUCCUCUUCACCUUCCUCAUUAGCGUCCUCUCCUGUCUCUACCUCCUCCCUCCAAACCUCCUCGGUAUCAGGUGCUCACCCACCCUCUGUAACAGAAGAAGCAGAGAAGGGGAAUGUCAGGAGGGGCACCCCUCCACACAGCACUACUAGUGCAACCCACAUGCCAAAUACUGUUACUGUUACCAUGACUUCCACACUUAAUACAAUGCCAACAGCACAGCCAUCAACACCUGUAAGCCAAGAGCAAGGGAAAAUGGAAGUGGACCAUCCUACAGCCAUGCAUUCUGCUAGUGAGGAUAAGAAGGACAACAGUACCUCAGGUGUCCAUAAAGAGAUAGAGCAGCGAUGGCAUCAGGUGGAGACAACACCUUUGAGAGAAGAGAAGCAAGUGCCCAUCACCACAGCUGUAGCAAACUCUGCUAACUCUGAGAGGUUGCCGGCCCAUGAACUUGCUGCACUGCUAGACAAAGAGUUGGGACAGAAGCAGAAGGAGCUGGACCAACUACAGAAGCAGAACAAUAUUUUAAAAGAGCAGCUGGAGGAUGCGCUAGGGAGAGAACACAGUGCCAGAGAGGGCUAUGUACUGCAGAGUGCAACAUCCCCUUCCUCUUCACCGCACAGAGUGCCAUGGCAACGUUUGCACAAGCUUAAUCAAGAUUUGCAGGGUGAAUUGGAAGCCCAAAAGCGCAAACAGGACCUUGCUCAGCAACAGAUUAGGACAUUAAAGAGAAGCUACACUGAAGCUCAGGACGCUGUAGACCGCCAUGAGACUGAUAUUCAAGCUCUGCAGGGUAAACUAGCAUGUGCAAUGGCUGAAAUCUUGGCCAGUGAACAGGCUGUGGCCCGAAUGCGCAAUGAGCUCAAGUUGGAGCAGGAGCGUUCAAAGGAACAAGAAGUAGAAUAUGGAAAAAGUGAGGCCACCCUACGUGCCCAGCUGAAAGACAGUGAGGACAGACUCCGUGAAGUAGAGGCCUGCCUCUUAGAGAGGAACCAGGCCCUCAGACACCUCGAGCACCAGCAGGCCCUGCAACGAGACCACAUUCGAGAGGUACAGAGGUUGCAGGAGAGGCUGCAAGAGGUGACUGCUCGACUAAGUGCUACUGAGGAGGGCCAAGCUUUGAAGGAGGAGCGCCUGAGGAAGGAGCAGCAUAGCAUGCAAGAGAGUCAUGAGAGGGAAAGACAGAAUCUGUGCAGAAAAUUAACUCAGGCUGAAAUGGCCCAGAAAGAGUUGGAGGACAAUCUGCUUGAGGCUGAGCAGCAGGUAGAGGCUCUGUUGAGAGGGAGGCGAUCCUCCGCAGGCAAAGAAUGCAGUGAGGAAAUGUUAAAGUUACAAGAAGAACUGACUCAUAAGAUUGACAUGGUUGACUCAUUGAGGGAGAGUGUGCGGAGGCUAGAAGAAGAGAAGGGCCACCUAACUUGCCGUUGUCAGGAGCUUAUCAACCAGAUUGCAGAAGCUGACCGUGAGGUGAACAAGCUCCGCAAAUGUCUGGAAACUGAAGAGUCAGAGUACUACACACUGGAGCACUCAUAUGAUAGGGCUACCCAGGAGUUUCAGAAAAUGAGUCAGUUCCUUAGAGAAAAAGAGGAAGAGAUCCGGCAAACUAAGGAGAUGUAUGAAAGGCUAGUGGAACGCAAGGAAGAGGACCUAAAAGAGGCACUUGUUAAAAUGACAGUACUUGGCAGCAGCUUGGAGGAAACGGAACAGAAGUUGCAAGCAAAGGAGGAGCUUCUCUGUCAAAUGAGUCUGAGCCUCUUAGAAAAGGUUGAGCCCUGUAGUGCUGAAAAGGAUCUGCAAGCCAAGCUUGUGGUUGCAGAGGACCGUAUUGCAGAGCUUGAACAGCAUCUCAAUGCCCUGCAGUUGGGCUACGCUGACCUACAAAUGGAAAGACAACAAAUCCCAGCACAGAGCAAAAAGGGAAGAGUUAAAACAUCAGCCUCCAUAUCACCAAACACAGAACUUUUUCAUUCCUUUAACAAUACAUCCAAGUCAGAGAACGCCCCAGAUGAUCAGGAGUCUCUAGCCAAGAGAUCAAGGAUACGUUUUUCCAGUAUUCAGUGCCAAAAAUACAUAAGCUUAGAGGGCCUGGUCACUGGCCAAGCAAGUAGUGGUCAUGUGGGCAGUACUUUAGUGGAGGCAGGACAAAAAGAUGACCAAGAUGUAAAUGAAGACAUCGGUUUAACUGGAGGAAAUAUCUGCUCUGAUAUGCCACAUACUAGUGACCCAGAGAAGUUUAUCUCCAUCAUACAUGCCCUCGAAACUAAACUGCUUGCCACUGAGGAUAAGCUAAGAAACCUCACACAGAAUCUAGAAGAGCAGCAAUCCACCCAAGCAGACGAGAUGUCCCAGAUUGAUCAACAGAUGACAGAAACGGACCAUCACCCAGAGAAAGAGUUGAGUUGUGGGAUAAAGAGUAGUUGUCUUGCCAAUAAGCAUUAUGCCAAGGCCCUGCUGUGCGUGGAAAACAGUCGAGAGAAAGUCAGGUCUAUUCUCAGUGGUUCUUAUAAUACAACUGGUUCACAGCUGCAUUCAUUGUCAGAGAUAGAGAGCGAUUUGUUCAAUGCAUCACUGUACAUCCAACAAGGACAAAAGACGUUGGAAGAACAAACACCAGCUGUCCAUCAGAAUCAAACCCCAGAGACUCGAGAUAGAGAAGCUCUGCAGCUCUUUGCCAAAACCUUGUCUUUUGAGGCUGUAGUUUUGAAUAAAAUGGCUUUAUUGAUACAAACGUCGAAGUCUGACAUUCUACAUGCUCUUGCAGAGAUAUGGGAAGACAUCGACAACAUUAAAAAGAGUGACAAAGAUUGCUUGGCAAUAGUUUAUGCUGAUGUCUUGACCAGGAAGCUGAUGUUAGAGAGUGCGUUCUGGAAAGAAUUGGACAAAACUGAGGAAGAUGUUGCAAAAUGCAAAGAGGGCAGUGUGUCAGCUAGUGUAGAUGAUCCCACAGUCUUUAACACCUUCAUUAAAGCAGAACUAGCCUACUCUAUUCAAAACCUUAAGCUUUGCUAUGAAGACAAAUUCAAAAUACUGAAAAGGGAGUUGACUGAAGCGCAUACUAACCUAAAUCAAAGGGAAAUGGCUCUGAAAGCAAUUAUCGAAGCUUCCAAAAGGCCGGAUUUGAAAAAUGUAAUAAAGGAGGUCAAAAAAAACUUUGGCUUUAAUAAACAAAAGUUAGCUGAUGUUCAACCCCCUGAACUUGCUCCUUACAUGGAGCAGAUUGAAAUGGAAGCAGCGCGAGACUUGGCUGAGAAAAUUGUAGACAGACACUUGGCUGAAGAAAUGCCCUCUUGUGGUGUUGACUCUAUUGAUAUGCUGCAAAAUGCACAUGACAAUCUGGCCAAUGAGCUUCAGCGACAAGCAGCAAUUCUCCAUAAGUAUGCUCAAGAGAUAGAAGAUGGUGAAAACCAUCCAGGGCUGGCUAAAAUGAUCUGGGCUCUUUUUGGGCACCAAACUUCACAGAAUUUCUCUAGUACCUCUCUUUGUAUGCGUGAAGCCCUUAUUCAGGCUCAGGUGGCUUAUGUGGCAUGUAGGCUACGGGCAAUGCAUGAACAAGACUUGGGUUGGUGCAAACAGACAGGUCAGAACAUGGAUGCUCUUGUCCAGCAGCAUGCCCACAAUGUCACUGCAAUCCAGGAAAAAUUUGAAGCAUCCUUACAGGAGGAGCGCUUGAGUUUCACGCAGACAGUGGCCACUCUAGAAAUGGAGAACCAAAGCCUGAGGAGUGAGAUAAGCAAACGUGUGAAUCAGCUCUCCCAGCAGCAGGAGCAACUGGCCCUCCUGGAGGAACACUACCGGCAGGACACUGAACAGCUGAAUCAGAUGCACAAGAAAGAGCUACAGCAAGCAGAGCAAGGCCAUGCUUCUACAGAGCUGGCCCUCAUUGAGACAUUGGCCGACAGCCAACGAAAGUUAGAGGUUCUGCUAGUGGACAUGGACACCAUGAAGGAGCAGCACCAGGAUCAUGUGAAGAAACUGGAGGAGCAGUUUGAACAGAGGAUCUGUGAGCUCCAGCACAUCCACACAGAGGAGAUUGAAAAGUUACAUUCCCAGUAUGUGGAAAAUAUUCAGUGUGUCAAAGAGCACCUGAAGGUCAAAAAAGGUUCUGAGGUUUCGCACUCGCUACCGUGUGAUGAGGCCAUAAUACCAAUGGAAGAGGAGGAGCAGGGGAAGGGGGAAGAUGCUCAAAAUAUGUCUGAGGUGGACUCAAUGGUGGUUCUCAAGGACCGGAUCCAGGAGCUGGAGACUCAGAUGAACACCAUGAGGGACGAACUGGAGAACAAGCACCUCGAAGGAGAUGUGGCCAGCCUGAGAGAGAAAUACCAGAGAGACUUUGAAAGUCUUAAGGCCACGUGUGAACGUGGGUUUGCUGCAAUGGAAGACACCCACCACAAGGUGAUAGAAGACCUCCAGAGGCAGCACCAGAGGGAGAUCUCCAAACUCAUGGAAGAGCGGGAGAGACUCUUGGCUGAGGAAACUGCUGCGACAAUUGCUGCUAUUGAAGCUAUGAAAAAUGCACACAAGGAGGAACUGGAGAAGACCCAGCGCUCCCAACUGAGUGGACUGAACUCUGACAUUGAUGAGCUCCGCUUACAAUACCAGGAGGAGCUGCAGUCCAUCCAGAGAGAGCUGGAGGUGUUGUCCGAGCAGUACUCUCAGAAGUGUCUGGAGAAUGCUCACCUGGCCCAGGCGCUGGAGGCCGAGAGGCAGGCCCUCAGGCAGUGUCAGAGAGAGAACCAGGAGCUAAAUGCUCACAACCAGGAGUUGAAUAAUCGCCUGAGUGCAGAGAUCAUCCGGAUGCGCUCCUGUUUCAGUGGUGAAAUGGCACUGUCCCCGCUUACCCAAGGCAAAGAUGUAUAUGAACUAGAGGUGUUGCUUCGUAUAAAGGAGUCAGAGAUCCAGUACCUUAAACAGGAAAUCCACUCUUUGAAAGAUGAACUGCAGUCUGCUCUAAGGGACAAGAAAUAUGCCACAGACAAAUAUAAGGACAUCUAUACAGAGCUCAGCAUAGUGAAAGCAAAGGCUGACUGUGACAUCAGCAAACUGAAGGAGAAACUGCUCAUUGCCACUGAAGCUUUAGGCGAGAGGACCGUCGAUGGAUCGGUCACAUCUGGAUACGAUAUCAUGAAAUCAAAGAGUAAUCCAGAUUUCAUAAAAAAAGAAAAAUCAACAACCUCCAGGCAACUGAGAGGCAUAAGGUCAAAGAGCCUGAAAGAGGGACUCAGUGUGCAGGAGCGCAUGAAGCUUUUUGAGGCAAAAGAUUCCAAAAAGAUUUGAACAUCAAGAAUCUGAAGUUUCUGUUCUCUUCCCUUGUCUUGGUUUCUGGUCCUCAUAAAGAGCAGCAUCAGCUGAAGACUCUCAUAGGAAAUAGAAACAGUUCUUCACAAAGGUCGAUUCUGAACAUGGACCUGCUGCUUCCAUGCCUCUGAUAAGUUGUCAUUAGUUUGAUUGAUCUUUUUUU
Molecule: messenger RNA, 8907 nt
Organism: Paralichthys olivaceus (Japanese flounder)
Lineage: Eukaryota; Metazoa; Chordata; Actinopteri; Pleuronectiformes; Paralichthyidae
Gene: mpripa
Cellular component (GO): actin cytoskeleton
Molecular function (GO): actin filament binding
Source: RefSeq, a predicted model, not a curated record